Neogale vison (American mink) is the source of this 7375-nucleotide messenger RNA. It is a transcript of the gene USP13, whose product is annotated as ubiquitin specific peptidase 13. NCBI's taxonomy places the organism in Eukaryota, Metazoa, Chordata, Mammalia, Carnivora, Mustelidae. The transcript has 21 exons. Gene Ontology annotation, molecular function: zinc ion binding; protein binding; cysteine-type deubiquitinase activity. The record is from RefSeq and is a predicted model, not a curated record. Gene Ontology annotation, biological process: protein deubiquitination. Bases 60 to 2651 code for a protein of 863 amino acids.
GGCAGACCCAGCGCUCCGGCCCGACCCGGCUCGGCUCCGCUCGGGUGCACGCCGCGGCCAUGCAGCGCCGGGGCGCCCUGUUCGGCAUGCCGGGCGGCAGCGGCAGCAGGAAGAUGGCUGCAGGAGACAUCGGCGAGCUGCUGGUGCCUCACAUGCCCACGAUCCGCGUGCCCAGGUCGGGGGACAGGGUGUACAAGAACGAGUGCGCCUUCUCGUACGACUCCCCCAACUCUGAAGGUGGACUCUAUGUAUGCAUGAAUACAUUUUUGGCCUUUGGAAGGGAACAUGUUGAAAGACAUUUUCGAAAAACUGGACAGAGUGUAUACAUGCACCUGAAAAGACACGUGCGAGAGAAGGUAAGAGGGGCAUCUGGUGGAGCAUUACCAAAAAGGAGGAAUUCCAAGAUUUUUUUAGAUCUAGAUACUGAUGACGAUUUAAAUAGCGACGAUUAUGAAUAUGAAGACGAAGCCAAACUUGUUAUAUUCCCAGACCACUAUGAAAUAGCACUACCAAAUAUUGAGGAGUUACCAGCCCUGGUAACAAUUGCUUGUGAUGCGGUUCUCAGCUCAAAAUCUCCAUAUAGAAAGCAGGACCCAGACACAUGGGAAAAUGAAUUGCCAGUAUCCAAAUAUGCCAAUAAUCUUACCCAGUUGGACAACGGAGUCAGGAUUCCUCCAAGUGGUUGGAAGUGUGCCAGGUGUGACCUGCGGGAAAACCUCUGGUUGAAUCUGACUGAUGGCUCUGUGCUGUGUGGGAAGUGGUUCUUUGACAGCUCUGGAGGCAACGGCCAUGCGUUGGAGCAUUACAGAGACAUGGGCUAUCCUCUGGCUGUGAAGCUGGGAACCAUUACUCCUGAUGGGGCAGAUGUUUAUUCUUUUCAAGAAGAGGAACCCGUUUUGGAUCCUCAUUUGGCCAAGCACUUAGCACAUUUUGGAAUUGAUAUGCUUCAUAUGCAUGGGACGGAGAACGGGCUUCGGGACAAUGACAUCAAGCCGCGGGUCAGCGAGUGGGAAGUGAUCCAGGAGACCGGGACAAAGCUGAAGCCCAUGUAUGGCCCUGGGUACACGGGUCUCAAGAACCUGGGCAACAGCUGCUACCUGAGUUCUGUCAUGCAGGCCAUCUUCAGCAUCCCAGAAUUCCAGAGAGCGUAUGUAGGAAAUCUUCCAAGAAUAUUUGACUACUCUCCUUUAGAUCCAACACAGGACUUCAACACACAGAUGACUAAGUUAGGACAUGGCCUUCUCUCGGGCCAGUAUUCAAAACCUCCAGUGAAAUCUGAGCUCAUUGAACAGGUGAUGAAGGAGGAACACAAGCCUCAACAGAAUGGGAUCUCUCCACGCAUGUUUAAGGCCUUUGUGAGCAAGAGCCAUCCGGAGUUCUCCUCUAACAGACAGCAGGAUGCCCAGGAGUUUUUCUUGCACCUGGUGAAUCUAGUAGAGAGGAACCGCAUUGGCUCAGAAAACCCAAGCGAUGUUUUUCGGUUUUUGGUAGAAGAACGCAUUCAGUGCUGUCAGACACGAAAAGUUCGCUACACGGAGAGGGUGGAUUACCUGAUGCAGUUACCUGUGGCCAUGGAGGCAGCAACGAACAAGGAUGAACUGAUUGCCUAUGAGUUAACGAGAAGGGAAGCAGAAGCAAACAGAAGACCCCUUCCCGAGUUGGUUCGUGCCAAGAUACCAUUUAGUGCCUGCCUUCAGGCCUUUUCUGAACCAGAAAACGUAGAUGAUUUCUGGAGCAGCGCCCUACAAGCAAAAUCUGCGGGUGUGAAAACAUCUCGCUUUGCCUCAUUCCCUGAAUACUUGGUAGUGCAGAUAAAGAAGUUCACUUUUGGUCUUGACUGGGUUCCCAAAAAAUUUGAUGUUUCUAUUGAUAUGCCAGACCUACUUGAUAUCAAUCAUCUCCGAGCCAGGGGGUUACAGCCAGGAGAAGAGGAACUUCCGGACAUCAGCCCCCCUAUAGUCAUUCCUGAUGACUCAAAAGAUCGCCUGAUGAACCAACUGAUAGACCCCUCGGACAUUGAUGAGUCAUCAGUGAUGCAGCUGGCGGAGAUGGGCUUCCCUCUAGAAGCGUGUCGGAAGGCUGUGUACUUUACUGGAAAUAUGGGAGCCGAAGUGGCCUUCAACUGGAUCAUUGUUCACAUGGAAGAGCCAGAUUUUGCUGAACCACUGACCAUGCCUGGUUAUGGAGGAGCAGCUUCUGCUGGAGCCUCUGUUUUUGGUGCUACUGGAUUGGAUAACCAGCCUCCGGAGGAAAUUGUUGCUAUCAUUACCUCCAUGGGAUUCCAUCGAAAUCAGGCUGUUCAGGCGCUGCGAGCCACAAAUAAUAACCUGGAAAGAGCACUGGAUUGGAUCUUUAGUCACCCUGAGUUUGAGGAGGACAGCGACUUUGUGAUCGAGAUGGAGAAUAACGCCAAUGCAAACAUUAUUUCUGAGGCCAAGCCUGAAGGACCUAGAGUCAAAGAUGGAUCUGGAAUGUAUGAAUUAUUUGCAUUCAUCAGUCACAUGGGAACAUCUACAAUGAGUGGCCAUUAUGUUUGCCAUAUUAAAAAGGAAGGAAGGUGGGUGAUCUACAAUGACCACAGAGUGUGUGCCUCAGAAAGGCCCCCCAAGGACCUGGGCUACAUGUACUUUUACCACAGGGUGCCACGCUGAGCCUCAGAUGCGUCAGUCGGCGAGAGGAAGCCACACGCCUUUUUAAUUUGCCAAAAAAAAAAAAAAAAAAAAAAAAAGCAAGCAGAAGUUGGGACAACCAGACAUGAAGGAAUACAUGGGGUAUUUAUAGUUUAUUUAAAGAACAUCAUUUGACGCUUUCUGAAAUAGAACUGGGAAGAAAUUUCUAUUAGUGAUGAUACACUACUGUAGAUAGUUUUUCUUUUUAUAAAUGUUUAAGGAGAGGAUGAUUUAAAAAAAAAAAGUAUUUAUAUUGCUGGUGGGGGAUCUGCCACUGUCACACCAAAAAAUGGGAAUGUGCCGCCAGCCCUCUAUUAUGAUUUGGGGGCCAGUGGUGUGGCCUCACCUACCCCGCCCCCCCGCAGUAAAUGAAAAGCCCAUUUUUGUUUCAUAUCGAAAAUCAGUAAUGGGGAUGGGCUUUAUUUGUGACACAAUGUUUUCAUUAUACACAAUUUCUGACCUAUCCAUGUAUAGAAGAUUAGAGCAUCUGCAGUGAAAGGUAUUUUUAAUUUAAUCGUAUCAAAAAUCAUAACGUGAUUGUGUGAGUGUGUGAGGGUGAGACCGUUGUCGUCAACCAGGAAAUCUGUGCCGGGCUGGUUUUUAAAGGUUAAAGCAGUUGGUAUUAAGCAUAGCUGGGAAAAGCGAGUAACUAUUUUAAAGAAACUAUAACUCAGGAACAGUUUUAAAAAUUGGCUCCCCGCUUAGAUUUUCAGGCGUAAAAAGGGCUGAGUCGUCCCUUUAAGUGCUGUUGAGAAUUCACCGGGGUUUGUGACAUUUGGUGAAAUAAGGCCAGAUGCCCCCGGCAGCACAAUAUUGUUCUUUGCCAAACAAAGGUAGGUAAAUUCUGGUUCUCAGCAGCCCUUCCCGCUAAGGCAUAGUGUGUACUUUUAGUUAAAAUAGCUAAUCUUACCAUAACACGUAACAAUUCCCUGGAAUCAAAGUGCCCCAAAUUUGUCUGUAAUUUUCUUGUCCCCGCACUCUUUGCCUGCCUCCGUUUCUCCGUUUUCCUGGGGCUAGAGUCUCCUCUUGGCCCUCUCUUGACUAAUCACCUCCCAAAUAGCAGUGUGAUCUCGGGUGCCUUAAGGGCCUCGGGUGCAAAGAAACUUUUUAGGACAUUAUGAAAGACCAUCUUUUCCAUUUUGGUAUCUUGGUAUUUUUAUUGCAACCUGGGAUUAGAUCAGAGUUUCAAAUGCGAUGAAAAAGUACAACAAAAGUGGUUUAACGUCUUCCUGCAGCUCUGUACUGAAUUCCAAGGUCUCUGGAGUUUCUAUUUCAGAUUGACCAGUCAAAUGAAGAAGGAUCUAUUGCAAUCUGCUUAACAUGCAUUUGAUUGGUAGCAAGGAUCUUUCUAGAAACUGUAGGAAAAUAAAGUAGAACCAGCUGGGUAAAAUGCCACACAGACGAUUGAUUACAACAUGGUGAGUGGUGAACAGUCAGGAUUCUGGGUAUGAUCAGGGCCCUUCUCUGGGGAGUUCAGCUACACCGUGUGUUUGUGAGGGUUGCUGUGCCCGAGGCCCAGGGCCAAGAUGUGGGUGCUGCCCCUAGCUGGGCAAGUCCCUCAUCCUCCCUGUGCCUCAUUUUCCUUAUCUGCACAAUGACACCUGCUCUCUCUUGCCCACUAUACUUUGAGAAUAUGGUGAGAUUUGAUACAAUGACCCGUGAAAGAGUAGCACGUCGGGUGCCACGCGGGUCCUAGUAGGGUGUUCUCCCUCCUUCUCUCACCUUAUGUUUUCUUCAAUUUGGGAACAAAUACAAUUGGCAUAAGGAGGGAGCUCAUGGUGCAGUAAUACUCUCUUUACUCAGUUGUGGCCACUGAUGUCCUCUUUUAACGUUGACUCGGAAAUCCUAAAACAGCCCCUCCCUGUCAUGUGAGUCUCUGACUCCUGUAGAAAACCCCAUGUUAAGCAGCCUUACAAAAUCCAGUCACCUUCGGGCUGAGUGUCAUGGAAAAAUGACUCCAAACACACGUCAACAAUGCCUUGUUCUCAACACUUUUACAAAGCAAAGGCCUUCUACGGGAGUGGGGAGAGGUGGUUAUUGGGGAUUUGGAGUGAAAUGUGGACAAAGAUAGCAUGUGUAUUUUGAACAAAAUAAAAAUUUUGGUAUAAAACUUUGCAAAAUGGUGUAAAAUCAGUAUAAGACUAUAGGCUAGAUAUUAUUUAAUUUCAUUAACUAGAAAAAUAAACUUAGCCCUUCCGAUGCCUAAACAUAUUGUAAGAAAGUAUACUACGGCUGCCUUUUUUUUUUCCUGCCUCACAAAACAAAAGGGCUAUUUCUACAAGGCAAAGUUUUGUAUAUGUGCUAUUCUUUACUUCAGAUUGAGAGUUGGGGAAAAACUAGAGCAAAUAAUCGGUUUCUUUCUUGCUUAAAAGUGUAUUUAUAUGUAUACCUUCAUAUAUACAAGGUAGGUUUCCCUGGAAUAAAAGUCUGGAACAUACUGCUCCAUUUUCACACAUAUGUUGAUGAGAUUAAUUGUGACUGAAAACUGGAAUAACGUGUAGAUUUUGUCAGCUAUCAGCCUGUGAGGAGUCCUCUGUGUGAGGUGUGGUGGUAUACUUGUGAAAUUCUCACUGUGUGUGGGUGUAUGUAUGAAAGAGUGUACUUUUUUUUCCUGUAAAUAUCUUUUGAUAUCCAUUUGUGUCAAAUCCCAAUGAAUGUGUCUUUGGAAAAUGUAUCAAAGUUUUUAUUUUGUCAAUUCAUCUAAAUGCCCAUAUAACUAAUUGGAAAUCCAGUUUGGUUCAGAUUGGGAUUUUUUUUUUAAGGGUAAAAAGCAUGCAGAAAGGACUAGCGGAAGAAUCAUGUUUUAAUGCCACUUUACAUCAACGUUGCUUCAGUGUUUUGAACAGACUUGGCUGUUUUCUUUCAACUAUAAGAGAAUGUGCCUGCCAUUUCCCUGUGCUCACUUUGGGCUGUAGAAGCCUACCCCCACUCGCUUAAGCCUGUGACUCCCAACAUCUUUUAUUUCUAAGACCAGCAAGGCCCACUGAGCUGUGCACGCACCCCAGUGCCUUGGGCCCUUUACCUCUCUGGGCUUUUUUCUUUACAGUGAAUGCAUUAAGUUGGAUAAGCUCAGAAGUCCCUUACUGCCCUAACAUUCGAUUCUAUUUUUAUUUUUCUGCGGUUACCACGGGGGCCAGAGGCGGGGAUGUGAGGGAUCCCAUAGGGGUCUGUUGUAAUGUGUUGGUUCAUUGCAGCUCGUACACCUGAGCUUAUAGAAUGUGUCAUUUUUAGUGUCCACACCUCAACCCCUCUGCCCACUUUCUUGGGUAAUUAUUCUACUUUUUUCCCAUUCUUGAAAUGCUUCACGUCUCAGUACACGAGAUACCUUGUCUCCAUCCCCUUCAAAAAUGAAAAACCUAUUUAGAACACCUUCUGUGAUGAAAGACCUCAGAACCACUUUCGGCUAAACCUGUAACAUUUAUAGAAUAUGUUCUUACUCAAAUUCAGUUACAGCUAGGAUCCCCAAAUAAGUAAGGAGAAAGUUGUCUAUCACAGAAAGGAUAUCUUUCCUCUUGUAGGCAUUACUGUUGCUAAAUUGCAUCACCUAUGGAGUCCUGGGGAGGUGGCAGGUGACGAGAAGGACUAGGGGAAAGGAUCAGAUGAAAUGUGAUUGUACCCGUCACCUAGGUCAUACAUCCUAGGUUACAGAGUAAGAUUCUGUACUCUUAAGCCGGGGUAUAAGAGCACCUACCCAGUACGGUGAAGAUUCCCUACUCUGUAUAUGUCUUGAAAGAGAUUGUAUUAAACCUCUCCAGGUCUGUGCUAUUUGGUGCAGUCAUCAGUAGCUAUGUGUGGCUCAUGACCUCUUGAAAUUGGGCUUGUCCAAAUCGAAUUUGUGCUGUUCAUGUAAAAAAAACAAAAACAAAAACAAAAAACAAAAACACACCAGACAUUCAAGGCUUGGUACCAAAAAAAGGGAAUAUAAAAUAUUUCAUCCAUAUUUUAUGUUUUUUACAUGACAAUAUUUUAGAUAAAUAAGGCAUUAUUAGAUUUCACUUUUGAUUUUUUAAAAAUCUGGCUACCCAAAAAUGCUGUGGCUUGCUUUGCACUUGGAUAGCACUGCUCUGGACUGUAGAUGGUGUGGGUUAGGCAGUGAGGUGCCCCAUGUGGAAGGUCCUUCUCCCAAGCAUCCAGAUAGACAGAAACAGCGUACAUACUUUUGCUGGAGUCAGGAGCCCUGUGAGAGACACAGAAUGCCUUAUGGAAAGCAGAAGAUUUCCCUGUGUCAAAACCAGUAUGUAUAAGACUCCACUUAAAAAACAGAAACAAAUGAACCCCAAACCUCAUUCCUUCAGCUUUGCUUAGAAGCUGCUAACUUUGCACUCGUUUUUCCAGCAUCUUCCACAUGCCAAGGAUGUUGGCAACAGGAGAGUGUUGGGCAUAUUUGCUUCACUUUAGGCAACAUUCUCUUGUGGUCUCCCCUCCCCCAGGUAUUGUCUGGUCUGUUCCGAGCUGGGUGUGUUGACAUACGGUGUAGAUCUUGCCACUCCUGUCGGCCUUGGCAGAGGCUGAGCCUGUCGCCUGCGCCCACCUGCCCAGCAGAUUUUGAUGUUGGCUCCUGAAAGAGUUUGUAUUUAUUUUAUUUUGCACUAGUCACAGUUGUUGUUAAAAUAUCUCAACUGUUUGGGGAGAGCAUUGCCUGUGAUGGAAAGAGAGAUGGAUGAUUUAUUGCUUCAGUUGUUUUAAAUUAAAGGCUAUUCUCACAA